AUGCUCAGACGAUAUACGUUAGGGAACAGAUUCAAUUCGUAUUUUCCUGCUACUUUUUACCAUCCAACUAUCUAUGCAUUGUCAACUUCUUUGGCUCAAAAAUCUGCAGUCGCAGUAAUCAGAAUCACUGGCACGCACUCGAAAUUCAUAUUUCAACAACUCACUGGUUCUGAAAAGUGUCCAAUUGCUAGAAGAGCUUCGCUGCGAACCUUAUUUGAUUUGAAGUCAGGGACAAAGAACUUGUUGGAUUCAUCGAUAGUAAUAUAUUUUGCUGGUCCCAAAUCUUUCACCGGUGAAGAUAUGUUGGAGCUGCACCUUCAUGGUGGUAAAGCCGUAGUCAAGAGUGUGCUGAAGGCAAUUGAACGCAUUGGUAAUAAGCAGGCUGAGAAAAAUGUAAGGUACGCUUUACCGGGCGAAUUUUCACAGCGGGCUUUCCAAAACGGUUGCAUGGACUUGACUGAAGUGGAAGGUGUUGCAGAUCUUAUAGACGCUGAAACGGAAACUCAGCGUCGAAGUGCUGUUUCUGGGAUGACAGGGAAAAAUAAAGAGGUUUUCGAACGCUGGAGAUCCCAAAUUGUAUCUAAUGUUGCACAACUAACAGCGAUCAUAGAUUUCGGAGACGAUGCUGAAAUUAACGACGUAGACAACAUACUUCGAUCUUGCGCACAAGAAAUGCGUUCGCUGAAAAUCGAAAUCCAACGCUAUCUCGAGAAAGUAGACCGUUCGAGCAUAUUACAAACAGGUAUAAAAGUUGCGCUUCUUGGAUCGCCAAACGCAGGAAAAUCAUCGCUGUUGAAUUGUAUCACAAAUGAUGACACCUCUAUUGUCAGCGAUGUACCAGGGACUACGAGAGAUAGUAUUGAUGUACCGCUCGACAUUGGUGGUUUCAAAGUGGUUCUCUGCGAUACUGCAGGGAUACGGGGUGCAAGCGGAGAUAAGAUAGAACUGGAAGGCAUGAGAAGAGCAAGAGCAAAAGCUGUUGAAAGCGAUCUCAUGAUACUGGUUAUUGAUGCCACGUCAAAACCAUUUGUCGCGCCAGAAUUGUGUGAUUUGCUCAGGUCACAGCUGCCGGCAAAAGAGCUUAUCGUUGUGAUAAACAAAAUGGACGCAGUGGAAUUGCAGACGGUUGCAGACGCGAAACAACAAGUGCAGGCGCUUUUUGGAGAUUGUUUCAAAAUCAAUGUUGUUUCCUGUCAUGAUUAUCAAGGAAUUGAGAAUCUGGUAGACACCCUUUCCGCAACGUUCAGGAAAGUCUCAGAUUUGGCUCAUGAUUCGGAUCCUAUAACAGCAUCAAAACGAGUCCAAGAUAUUUUGAAGAGGGACGUGAUUGAUGGCAUCGAAGAUUUCCUUGCAACUUCGGAGCUUGGAGAUUUAGUGAUGGCAUCGGAAAGUCUGGGGAAUGCCGCCGAAGGUAUUGGCAAAAUAAGUGGUCGGUCUGUGGGUGUUGAAGAGGUGCUGGGGGUGGUAUUUUCCCGGUUUUGCGUGGGUAAGUAA
Messenger RNA from Lachancea lanzarotensis, 1494 nucleotides. It is a transcript of the gene MSS1, whose product is annotated as LALA0S02e00430g1_1. Gene Ontology annotation, molecular function: GTPase activity; GTP binding; protein binding. The record is from RefSeq and is a predicted model, not a curated record. The transcript has a single exon. Lineage: Eukaryota; Fungi; Ascomycota; Saccharomycetes; Saccharomycetales; Saccharomycetaceae. Gene Ontology annotation, biological process: tRNA methylation; tRNA wobble uridine modification. Gene Ontology annotation, cellular component: mitochondrion; cytoplasm. The coding region runs from base 1 to 1494 and encodes 497 amino acids.